AUGAAUGCCCUGCAGAUGUAUACUGCCCCCGUGGAUGGGGAUAGGCCUGUGGAUGCGAAUGAUGAUCGCCCGAAGAAACGCCGCAAAUACAUCGCCAAAGCUUGCAAUGAAUGUAAGCGUCGCAAGAUCAAAUGUAAUGGCCAAUCACCCUGUCAGCGCUGCGGACGCCAGCAUAUAGAAUGCGUUUACGUUGAGAACACACAUCGCGACAGUCACGGUGAACAGGAAAAUUUCGAGCGACUAUUUGACCAGAUGAGGGCUAUGCAGGAUCAGAUCACCCUGCUGUCUGCUAGUGUCCGGUCAAUAGCCCGCAGUGAAUACCAUUCUCCCGUCGGGAUUUCCACCGCAGGCACCUAUGGAUUGAUAUCCACCCAACGGUCACUAAGGCGCGCGUCAACAGCAAAGGAGGCGCCAUUCCAAGGCCCAACCACGUCCGCCUUCAGUUUUGACCUCGCUAAAUCAAGCUUGCAGGAACGUGGGAUUGUGGAACGGGUGGAAACUGGCGACGAGGGUGAUAUGACCCGAGAGCCUUCACCGUUGGCAUCGCCAUCGGCACCAAUGGUGGAACCUGAAAUGCGCCGGACGGUUGAUCCACUAUGGUCUCUUUCCAAAACAGAGGCGCUCCGCCUUUGCCGUGUCUAUGAGGAGGAAAUGGGAAUUAUGUACCCGAUCCUGGAACUUCCAGAGCUCUUGGAGCACGUACACCUACUCUACGGCCCCACGGAUCGCGUGGUUGGACCCUUUGUUCAGCACGAUGGGCAUAACGGACUUGCCCAUGAAGAUGUCUUCAUUCUGCGUAUUGUAUUUGCGUGUGCGUUGACCGCAGAGGCCAGUGGUCGUAGUGAACAAGCCAUCGCACUCUUCGACAGUGUGCGGGAGGUCCAGGACAAUUGCGUCUGGGGUCCGCCGGAAAUUCAAAACAUCAUAUUUUUGACUCUCGUGUCGAUUUUCUAUUUUCAAACGGACGAGGAAACUUUGGCAUGGCGCACCGUUGGUAUUGUUGAGCGCAUGUGUCUCGAGAAGGGUCUUCACCGACGAGAAUCUUUGAAUCAGCCAACCAUCAUCGCAGCAGGGAAGGAUCGCGUCCUUCGACUUUUCUGGUGUAUCUAUAUUCUGGACAUGCGCUGGAGCUUUGGAACUGGAAUGCCAUUUGCCCUGGAAGAUACCGAUAUCGACCCUUGGCUGCCAGAACCUGCCGAAAAGACCCCCUACCUGCGAGUGAUGAUCCGGUAUAGCCGAAUAGCGGGAAAAGUGUGGAAAUUCAUCUCAGCGUUCAAUAAUACGAACGAAAUUAAGAAGGAAGAGAUGAACUAUCUGGACUGGCAAGUGCUGCGUUGGGUGCAUGCCAUUCCCGACUCGUUGCGACUCGAUCAUCCGACUGCCACAGAGUGUGAGCCAGCGACGGAUGGCCCACGAAGCCUGCGCAGACUGCGUGCUCUUCUCUACCUCCGUGCUAAUCAACUACGUAUGCUCAUUCAUCGACCUGUCCUCCACACUUCGGCACAUGUUACGCGGUAUCCCGGCGAGUCCGAGACCGUGGUGGAGAUUGCUAAAGAUACAAUUCGUUUCAUUACCAACCUGAACGAUACAUCAGACAUCUAUCAGUUACAACAAGUUGCAUUCAAUUGGUUCCUCGUUUCGGCCCUUGCAGCUCUAUUCCUUGCAGUGGCGCAGGCUCCUUCGCAAUUCAGUGGAUCAUGCAAAGAAGAAUUCUACCGGGCACUGCAGCUUGUCAAAGGGUUUUCGGCCCAGUCAUACAUCUCUCGGCGAUUGUGGAAAUCUAUUCGAACCCUCCGUAAACUUGGUCCUCAACUGGGCCUGGGCAUUCAGAAAAAGCGUGUGAAUGAUCAAGCCGGAGAGGAGGGUGACCAGCCAAAUGACAAUGAUACUCCUGCCUUGGCCCAGACCGCAAGCAACCAAAGUCAAACACCACAGGAUGGCGAACAGAUGACCCAGGAAUUAAUGGAGUGGUUUGAAGCAGUGGGCAAUCUAGAAGAUCAAAUCAUGGGAGUAGGGACGGGUCCAGUGGCGGAUGGAGGUCCUUACCAGCAGUUGCCCAACGGAUACUUCACGUUUGAUUAUGGGGAACAAUUGUCAAGCGUAAUGAGGGAUUUCUUUUAG
Messenger RNA from Penicillium paradoxum, 2121 nucleotides. RefSeq names its product putative C6 transcription factor. Gene Ontology annotation, molecular function: DNA-binding transcription factor activity, RNA polymerase II-specific; zinc ion binding; RNA polymerase II cis-regulatory region sequence-specific DNA binding. Gene Ontology annotation, cellular component: nucleus. Bases 1 to 2121 code for a protein of 706 amino acids. The record is from RefSeq and is a predicted model, not a curated record. Lineage: Eukaryota; Fungi; Ascomycota; Eurotiomycetes; Eurotiales; Aspergillaceae. Gene Ontology annotation, biological process: DNA-templated transcription; positive regulation of transcription from RNA polymerase II promoter by galactose. The transcript is spliced from 4 exons.